CUUAAAGAAGAAAAAAACAAGAUGGCGGCCUCCGGUGGUAAACAAUAUGGGCUCAUUCUACCCCAGAAGAGUGCUUCAAAAUCAGCCUCCCUGUCUCGACCUUCUAUUUUUGGAGAUGACUCCGAUGAAGAAACGUCUGUUGGUGAGAGUUUACAAAAGGAGGCGAUUAAAAAAAAGAUGAUGAAGCAGACGCGACUCGAGAUGCAGAAGGCUUUGGAAGAGGACAGCAGUGUUUACGACUAUGACGACGUGUACGAUGACAUCCAGAAGCAAAGACUCGAGAGCAAUAAGAAGUUGCUGGGAGGCACUGACCGAAAGCCCAAAUACAUAAACCAGCUAAUGCGUGCUGUAGAAGAAAGAAAGAAGGAGCAAGAGCGGCGCGAAGACAGAAAGAUCCAGAAAGAGAGAGAGGCCGAGGGGGAAAAGUUUGCUGAUAAAGAAGCAUACGUAACCUCAGCCUACCGGCAGAAGCUCAAAGAGCGCCAGGAGGAGCUCGAGAAAGAGAGGAGAGCAGCAGAGAUCGAGGCUGCCUUGGAUGUGAAGAAGCAGAAAGACCUGAGCGGCUUUUACAGACACCUUCUGAAUCAGACAGUAGGAGAAGAGCCUCUUCCUGAUCGUAGCACUGACAGGCGAGAUAAAUCAAAGUCCCCGGUUAAAAACUCACCACCACGAGAAAAGGACAGCGAGCCGGAAUCUACCGAGGAACAGAGCUCGGGUAAAGCGGAGUUCAGCAAAAGCAGCAGCAGCAACAGCAGCCACUCCAAACGGCAAUACCGCCAGCGGUCGCCUUCGUCCGGCAGCGAAGACGAACGAAAGAAGGAGAAGAAACGAGAGAAAGAGAAAGAGAAGCGCAGUCACAGACAGAGAGAAAGAGCCCGGUCAAGGGAGAGAGAACGAGAGGACAGAGACGGACACCGGAAAGAAAACCGGGACCAUGCAAGGGAGAAGGAUCGACACCGGGAGAGGGACGGAGACAGGGGGCGAGAAAGAAGAGAGAGAGACAAAGACAGAGAAAUGGAAGACAGACAUGGCAAGAGGAACAGAGCAGACGGUGAGCAGGACAGACACAGAGAUAGAGAACGCAAAAAGGAACAGGACAAGAAGACGGAAGACAAGAAAGACAAAGAGAAGGACACACAGGCUGGAGAUGGCGGCGCUCAAGCCAAAGCAGCUCAAGAACCCAGCAAAUUUGUGAAACGCAGCAAUGAAGAGACUGUGAGCUCAGCCAGAGAGAGAUAUCUGGCUCGACAGAUGGCUCGCUCAGCUGCGAAGACCUACGUAGAAAACGAAGAUGAAUAACGGGUCUGAACUAAAUGAGGACUUCACUGUAGAAAACGUUAUUAGAAGACAGCUGGGGAAAAAAGAUGAAAAUAUCAAGAUACAGUUGCAAAGAAAACAUUCUUGGAAGAAAAAAAAAAUCACAUUUACAUGAUUUUCCGAAUGUAGUAAAUCAGUUGCUCUUCACUUCACUGUCGCUUUUUUUUUUAAGAACCUAUAUGUCACGCGUAGUGGAUGUGUCUUACUCAAAGGAAGAAAUAAAUACCAGUCUUUAAUUUCUAUAAAUAUCAUUACUCAUUUGUAAAAUUUUUUUUUCUGUAAAAUAGCGGACAGGCUGAUUACAGAUUUAAGUUUGAAGUGAAAUUGUAUUUUACAAAGUUUGUUCUUGUGCGAUUUCUCAUCUCAUCAUGGCAGAAUUGAUCCACAUGAGAAGAAACCGAAUCCAGCUGUCGUAAUGUUUGUGUUCAUUUAUUCGCUGACUGUUUCUGUUUAAUAAAUUAAAUCAUUCUGAA
Messenger RNA from Neoarius graeffei (lesser salmon catfish), 1790 nucleotides. RefSeq names its product nuclear speckle splicing regulatory protein 1 (gene nsrp1). The transcript has 7 exons. Gene Ontology annotation, biological process: regulation of alternative mRNA splicing, via spliceosome. Lineage: Eukaryota; Metazoa; Chordata; Actinopteri; Siluriformes; Ariidae. The record is from RefSeq and is a predicted model, not a curated record. The coding region runs from base 22 to 1299 and encodes 425 amino acids.